GCGGGAGCGCAGGGCCGCGGGCGCGGGGCGCGGGCGAGCGGAGGGACGGGCCGAGAGCCGAGCCGGCAGCCGGGAGGCGGCGGGAGUGCAGCGCGCCCGCCGGCCGGGAAGGACAGGAGAGGAGGAGCCGCCCGGGGGACCCUCCGGAGCGCGAGUGCGCCCCAGCCCGGCCGGCCCCGCGCAGGAGGCCGCCCCGGGCGCAGCGGGCAGCCGGCGGGCAGGUAUGCCGUCCCUGGCGCCGCUGCUCUGCCUGGCGCUGCUGCCCGCACUCGCCGCACGAGGCCUGCGAUGUUCCCAGCCCGGCGAGCCCUGCCUGAAUGGCGGCAAGUGUGAAGUGUUUGCCAACGGCACGGAGGCCUGUGUCUGCAGCGGGGCUUUCGGGGGCCAGCGGUGCCAGGCGCCCAACCCCUGCCUGAGCGCCCCCUGCAAGAACGCGGGCACGUGCCACGUGCUGGACCGCGGCGGCCCCCUGGACUACACCUGCGCCUGCCGCCUGGGCUUCUCGGGCCCGCUCUGCCUGACGCCCCGGGACCACGCCUGCCUCACCAGCCCCUGCCGCAACGGCGGCUCCUGCGACCUGCUCACGCUCACCGAGUACAAGUGCCGCUGCCCCCCGGGCUGGUCAGGGAAGACGUGCCAGCAGGCUGACCCCUGCGCCUCUAACCCCUGCGGCAAUGGUGGCCGCUGCCUGCCCUUCGAGGCCUCCUACAUCUGUCGCUGCCCGCCCGGCUUCCACGGCCCCACUUGCAAGCAGGACGUCAACGAGUGCAGCCAGGGCACCGGGCCCUGCCUCCACGGGGGCACCUGCCACAACGAGGUUGGCUCCUACCGCUGCGCCUGCUGCCCCACGCACACCGGCCCCCACUGCGAGCUGCCCUACGUGCCCUGCAGCCCCUCGCCCUGCCAGAAUGGGGGCACCUGCCGCCCCACGGGGGACACCACCCAUGAGUGCGCCUGCCUGCCAGGCUUCAGCGGCCAGAACUGUGAGGAGAACAUCGAUGACUGUCCCGGAAACGACUGCACGAACGGGGGCACCUGUGUGGACAGUGUGAACACCUACAACUGCCGCUGCCCUCCGGAGUGGACAGGCCAGUACUGCACGGAGGACGUGGACGAGUGCCAGCUGAUGCCCAACGCCUGCCAGAACGGUGGCACGUGCCACAACAGCCACGGCGGCUACAACUGCGUGUGCGUCAACGGCUGGACCGGCCAGGACUGCAGCGAGAACAUCGACGACUGCGCCAACGCCGCCUGCUUCCACGGCGCCACCUGCCACGACCGUGUGGCCUCUUUCUACUGCGAGUGUCCCCACGGCCGCACGGGUCUGCUGUGUCACCUCAACGAUGCCUGCAUCAGCAACCCCUGCAACGAGGGCUCCAACUGCGACACCAACCCCGUCAACGGCAAGGCCAUCUGCACCUGCCCCUCAGGGUACACGGGGCCGGCCUGCAGCCAGGAUGUGGACGAGUGCUCGCUGGGCGCCAACCCCUGUGAGCACGCGGGCAAGUGCAUCAACACACUGGGCUCCUUCGAGUGCCAGUGCCUGCAGGGCUACACGGGCCCGCGCUGCGAGAUCGACGUCAACGAGUGUGUCUCGAGCCCCUGCCAGAACGACGCCACCUGCCUGGACCAGAUCGGGGAGUUCCAGUGCAUCUGCAUGCCUGGCUACGAGGGCGUCUACUGCGAGGUCAACACGGACGAGUGUGCGAGCAGCCCCUGCCUGCACGGCGGCCGCUGCCUCGACAAGAUCAACGAGUUCCUGUGCGAGUGCCCCGCGGGCUUCUCGGGGCACCUGUGCCAGUCGGACAUGGACGAGUGUGCCAGUACGCCCUGCCGCAACGGCGCCAAGUGCCUGGACGGGCCCAGCUCCUACAGCUGCGUGUGCACGGAAGGCUACACGGGGACCCACUGUGAGGUGGACAUCGACGAGUGCGACCCCGACCCCUGCCACUACGGCACCUGCAAGGACGGCGUUGCGGCCUUCACCUGCGCCUGCCGGCCGGGCUACACCGGCCACCGCUGCGAGACCAACGUCAACGAGUGCCACAGCCAGCCGUGCCGCCACGGGGGCACCUGCCAGGACCGCGACAACGCCUACGUCUGCUUCUGCCUCAAGGGCACCACAGGGCCCAACUGUGAGAUCAACCUGGACGACUGCGCCAGCAGCCCCUGCGGCGCGGGCACCUGCUUGGACAAGAUCGACGGCUACGAGUGCGUGUGCGAGCCGGGCUUCACAGGCAGCAUGUGCAGCAUCAAUAUCGAUGAGUGUGCGGACAGCCCCUGCCACAACGGGGGCACGUGUGAGGAUGGCAUCAACCACUUCACCUGCCGCUGCCCUGAGGGCUUCCACGACCCCACCUGCCUGUCCGAGGUCAACGAGUGCGACAGUGACCCCUGCGUCCACGGGGCCUGCGUGGACAGCCUCAAUGGCUACAAGUGCACCUGUGAUCCCGGCUGGAGCGGGAUCAACUGCGACGUCAACAACGACGAGUGUGAGUCAAACCCCUGCGCCAAUGGCGGCAGCUGCAAGGACAUGACCAGCGGCUACGUGUGCACCUGCCGGGAGGGCUUCAGUGGCCCCAACUGCCAGACCAACAUCAACGAGUGCGCGUCCAACCCGUGUCUCAACCAGGGCACGUGCAUCGACGACGUGGCUGGCUACAAGUGCAACUGCCUGCUGCCCUACACAGGAGCCACGUGCGAGGGGGUGCUGGCCCCCUGCGCCCCCAGCCCCUGCAAGAAUGGCGGCGAGUGCAUGGAGUCCGAAGACUACGAGAGCUUCCACUGCACCUGCCCCGGGGGCUGGCAAGGGCAGACCUGCGAGGUCGACAUCAACGAGUGUGUGAAGAGCCCGUGCCGGCACGGCGCCCCCUGCCUCAACUCUCCCGGCAGUUACCGCUGCCUCUGCCCGGCCGGCUACACAGGCCACAACUGCGAGACGGACGUCGACGACUGCCGGCCCAACCCAUGCCACAAUGGUGGCUCCUGCACGGACGGCGUCAACGCGGCCUUCUGCCAGUGCCUGCCGGGCUUCCAGGGCGCCUUCUGUGAGCAGGACAUCAACGAGUGCGCCAGCAGCCCCUGCCGCAACGGCGCCAACUGCACGGACUGCAUGGACAGCUACACCUGCACCUGCCCCACCGGCUUCAGCGGCAUCCACUGUGAGAACAACACGCCCGACUGCACGGAGAGCUCGUGCUUCAACGGCGGCACCUGUGUGGACGGUAUCAACUCCUUCAGCUGCCUGUGCCCACCCGGCUUCACGGGCAGCUACUGCCAGCACGACGUGAACGAGUGCGACUCGCGGCCCUGCCUGCACGGCGGCACCUGCCAGGACAGCUACGGCACCUACAGGUGUACCUGCCCCCAGGGCUACACAGGCCUCAACUGCCAGAACCUCGUGCGCUGGUGCGACUCCUCGCCCUGCAAGAACAGUGGCAAGUGCUGGCAGACCAACACGCUGUACCGCUGCGAGUGCCACAGUGGCUGGACCGGGCUCUACUGCGAUGUGCCCAGCGUCUCCUGCGAGGAGGCCGCGCAGCAGCAGGGCCUCGACGUGGCCCACCUGUGCCGGAACGGGGGCCUCUGCGUGGACACGCACAACACGCACCACUGCCGCUGCCCAGCCGGCUACACGGGCAGCUACUGCGAGGACCAGGUGGACGAGUGCCUGCCCAGCCCCUGCCAGAAUGGCGCCACCUGCACCGACUACCUGGGCGGCUACUCCUGUGAGUGCGCGGCCGGGUACCACGGCGUGAACUGCUCCCAGGAGAUCAACGAGUGCGUGUCCCGCCCGUGCCAGAACGGCGGCACCUGCCUCGACCUCACCAACUCCUACAAGUGCUCCUGCCCCCGGGGCACACAGGGUGUGCACUGCGAGGUCAACGUGGACAACUGCGCCCCGCCCGUGGAGCCCGCCUCCCGCAGCCCCCGGUGCUUCAACGGCGGCACCUGCGUGGACCAGGUGGGCGGCUACAGCUGCGCCUGCCCGCCUGGCUUCGUGGGCGAGCGCUGCGAGGGUGACGUGAACGAGUGCCUGUCCAACCCCUGCGACGCUCGCGGCACCCAGAACUGCGUGCAGCGCGUCAACGACUUCCACUGCGAGUGCCGGCCCGGCCACACCGGGCGCCGCUGUGAGGCCAUCAUCAACGGCUGCAGGGACGGGCCGUGCCGGAACGGGGGCUCCUGCUCCGUGGCUGCCAACACUGCCCGCGGCUUCAUCUGCAAGUGCCCCGCGGGCUUCGAGGGCGCCACCUGCGAGAACAGCGCGCACACCUGCGGCUCCCUGCGCUGCCUCAACGGCGGCACCUGCCUGUCGGGGCCGCAGAGCCCCGCCUGCCUGUGCCUGGACACCUUCACGGGCCCCGAGUGCCAGUUCCCGGCUGGCAGCCCCUGCCUGGGUGCCAACCCCUGCUACAACCAGGGCACCUGCGAGCCCAUGGCCGAGAGCCCCUUCUACCGCUGCCUGUGCCCCCCCAAGUUCAACGGGCUCCUCUGCCACAUCCUGGACUACAGCUUCGCGGGCGGCGCCGGGCGCGACAUCGCCCCGCCACCCCUCCAGGAGACCUGCAAGGUCCCCGAGUGCCAGCGGGACGCCGGCGACAAGGUCUGCAGCGUCCGGUGCAACAACCACGCCUGCGGCUGGGACGGCGGCGACUGCUCGCUCAACUUCGACGACCCCUGGAAGAACUGCUCGCAGUCGCUGCAGUGCUGGAAGUACUUCAACGACGGCCGCUGCGACAGCCAGUGCAACUCGGCCGGCUGCCUCUUCGACGGCUUCGACUGCCAGCGCCUCGAGGACCAGUGCAACCCCCUGUACGACCAGUACUGCAAGGACCACUUCAGCGACGGGCACUGCGACCAGGGCUGCAACAGUGCCGCCUGCGAGUGGGACGGGCUGGACUGCGCGGAGCACGUGCCAGAGCUGCUGGCGGCCGGCACGCUGGUGGUGGUGGUUCUGGUGCCGCCCGCGCGCCUGCGCAACAGCUCCUUCCACUUCCUGCGCGAGCUCAGCCGCGUGCUGCACACCAACGUGGUCUUCAAGCGCGACGCCCGUGGCGAGCACAUGAUCUUCCCCUACUACGGCCGCGAGGAGGAGCUGCGCAAACACCCCAUCAGGCGCUCCGCCGAGGGCUGGGCCUCUGCGCCCGGUGCCCUGCUGCCUGGCGGCGGGGGCGGUCGGCGGCGCAGGGAGCUCGACCCCAUGGACGUCCGUGGGUCCAUCGUGUAUCUGGAGAUCGACAACCGGCAGUGUGUCCAGUCGUCCUCCCAGUGCUUCCCGAGCGCCACGGACGUGGCUGCCUUCCUGGGGGCCCUCGCCUCGCUCGGCAGCCUCAACAUCCCCUACAAGAUCGAGGCCGUGCAGAGCGAGACUGUGGAGCCGCCGCCGCCGUCGCAGCUGCACUUCAUGUACGUGGCCGUGGCCGCCCUCGUCCUGCUCCUGUUCGUGGGCUGUGGGGUGCUGCUCUCCCGCAAGCGGCGGCGCCAGCAUGGCCAGCUCUGGUUCCCCGAGGGCUUCAAGGUGUCGGAGGCCAGCAAAAAGAAGCGCCGGGAGCCGCUGGGGGAGGACUCCGUGGGCCUCAAGCCCCUGAAGAAUGCCUCAGACGGCACCCUCAUGGACGACAACCAGAAUGAGUGGGGGGACGAGGACCUGGAGACCAAGAAGUUCCGGUUCGAGGAGCAGGUGGUCCUGCCAGAUGUGGACGCCCAGACGGACCAGCGGCAGUGGACCCAGCAGCACCUGGACGCCGCCGAGCUGCGCGUGUCCGCCAUGGCUCCCACGCCACCCCAGGGCGAGGCCGAGGCCGACUGCAUGGACGUCAACGUCCGCGGGCCCGACGGCUUCACGCCCCUCAUGAUCGCAUCCUGCAGCGGAGGGGGCCUGGAGACGGGCCACAGCGAGGAGGAGGAGGAUGCGCCCGCUGUCAUUUCGGACUUCAUCUACCAGGGCGCCAGUCUGCACAACCAGACCGACCGCACCGGCGAGACCGCCCUGCACUUGGCUGCCCGCUACUCGCGCUCCGAUGCCGCCAAGCGCCUGCUGGAGGCCAGCGCCGAUGCCAACAUCCAGGACAACAUGGGGCGCACGCCCCUGCACGCAGCCGUGUCUGCCGAUGCGCAGGGUGUCUUCCAGAUCCUGAUCCGGAACCGGGCCACAGACCUGGACGCCCGCAUGCACGAUGGCACGACCCCGCUGAUCCUGGCCGCACGCCUGGCUGUGGAGGGCAUGCUGGAGGACCUCGUCAGUGCCCAUGCUGACGUCAAUGCCGUGGACGACCUUGGCAGGUCUGCCCUGCACUGGGCCGCAGCCGUGAACAACGUGGAUGCCGCUGUCGUGCUCCUGAAAAACGGUGCCAACAAGGACAUGCAGAACAACAAGGAGGAGACGCCCCUUUUCCUGGCCGCCCGCGAGGGCAGCUAUGAGACAGCCAAGGCACUGCUGGACCACUUCGCGAACCGGGACAUCACGGACCACAUGGACCGGCUGCCGCGCGACAUCGCCCAGGAGCGCAUGCACCACGACAUCGUGCGGCUCCUGGACGAGCACAACCUUGUGCGCAGCCCCCCACUGCACGGCGCCACCCUGUCGCCCCCGCUCUGCUCCCCCAACGGCUACUUGGGCAACCUCAAGCCGGCCGGGCAGGGCAAGAAGGCCCGCAAGCUCAGCGCCAAGGGCCCGGCCUGCGGCGGCAAGGACGCCAAGGAGCUCAAGGCCCGCAGGAAGAAGGUGCCGGACGGCAAGGGCUGCCUGCUGGAUGGCUCGGGCGUGCUGUCGCCCGUGGACUCCCUCGAGUCACCCCACGGCUACCUGUCGGACGUGGCCUCGCCGCCCUUGCUGCCCUCCCCAUUCCAGCCGUCCCCCUCCCUGCCCCUAAGCCACCUGCCAACCAUGCCCGACACCCACCUGGGCGUGGCGGCCAAGCCCGAGAUGGCGGCGCUGGGCGUGGGCGGCCGGCUGGCCUUUGAGGCCGGGCCGCCACGCCUGUCCCACCUGCCCAUGGCCUCUGGGACCGGGGCCGUCCUGGGCACCGGCGGUGGAGGCGGCUUGAACUUCGCCGUGGGUGGGGGCCCAGCAGCCUUGAACGGGCAGUGCGAGUGGCUGUCCCGGCUGCAGAAUGGCCUGGGGCCGAGCCAGUACAACCCGCUGUGGGGGGCCUCGGGCACCCUGGGCACACCGGCGCCCACUCUCCAGCACGGCCUCAUGGGCCCGCUGCACGGCGGCCUUCCUGCCGCGGCGCUGACCCAGCUCAUGAGCUACCAGGGCCUGCCUAGCACGCGGUUGGCCGCCCAGCCCCACCUGGUGCAGACCCAGCAGCUGCAGCAGGUGCAGCAGCCACCGCCGCCGCCGCCGCCGCAGCCAAACCUGCAGAUGCAGCAGCAGCAGAGCCUGCAGCCCCAGCCGCAGCCAAACCUGCAACCGCCGCCGCCACACCUCGGCGUGAGCUCGGCGGCCAGCGGCCACUUGGGCCGGAGCUUCCUGGGCGGGGAGCCGAGCCAGGCAGACGUGCAGCCGCUGGGGGCCGGUGGCCUGGCGGUGCACACCAUCCUGCCCCCGGAGAGCCAGGCCCUGCCCACGGCGCUGCCGCCCUCGCUGGCCCCACCCAUGACCACCGCCCAGUUCCUGACACCGCCCUCCCAGCACAGCUACUCAUCCUCGCCCCUGGACAACACGCCCAGCCACCAGCUGCAGGUGCCUGAGCACCCCUUCCUCACCCCGUCCCCCGAGUCCCCCGACCAGUGGUCCAGCUCGUCGCCACACUCCAACAUGUCCGACUGGUCCGAGGGCGUCUCCAGCCCCCCCGCCAGCGUGCACCCCCAGGCGGUCCACAUCCCCGAGGCCUUCAAGUAGGCCGCGGCCUCCCCGGGCCCCCACGCCGGACGGACACCAGGCUGGCCGCAGGAGCCCGUGGGGAAAGCGAUGUUUUUAUACAAAAUGAGAACACGACGAUUUUAAUUUGUUCCUUUUUUUAGUAUUUAUUUAUGUACUUUUCUUUGACAUGAAAACACUGCCUUUUUAUUUAUGCGUGCCGUUUUCUAGGACACCAGGUAGAAUCUUUUGUCUGUUUCAAGCAAAUAUCCUAGUUCUCAGAGGUGGGAUUUUCCUGCUUAGGAUAAAGAUUUCUUAUGUGUGUGUUUGUAAAAUAUAAACAAAGAUUCAUGAUUUAUAAAUGCCAUUUAUUUAUUGAUUUUGUUGUUGUUUUCAAAAUCCAAAAAAAAAGUGAUGUAGGAGGAGGGAGGUUGAAGCCGGCGUUGUCCCAAAAGCCCCCACGCUCCCGGGCCCACCCGCCCCCCGAGUCAUGGGCAGCCAGGCGAAACCUUCCCACCCCCGGCACGGGGACGGAUGUGCAUCCUAAACAGGAGAUGUACGGUGGCCCUACAGUAAAACAUGGUGUUUCGUGGGGUUAUUUUUUAUGAUUUUUUUUAAUUAAAAAACAUGCUUUUAAAAGUAUCUUCUUGGGCUAUCCCGAGAGUCCCUUCCGUGGUGCCAAUCAUGAAUCUUUGUUUCAGGUUCAGUGUUACGUAGUUGUCCAGGGGUCUUGCAAGUUCCCAUUCCUUCCCGAAGCCCCCGCCCCACCCCCUGCCGCAUCGACUGUUAAGCGCCGUGUAGAACAAGGACUUCGAGCCAAGGUGUGUGUCUGCGGGGACCACUGCCCACCUCGGACGCCAUGUGGGGGGCUUCUGCCCCCCGCCGCCCCUUGGGGGUCCCAGCCUCUCCUUGAACGGCAUUUUGUGGGCUCAGCACAUGACACCCUGGAUCUGGCUGGUUCCCACCUUCUAGGGAGGCACAUCGAGGUUCUGCAGUGUGGCUGGUCAUUGCUCACCCCAGUGGCCCCGUCUGUGGUGGGGGCUGCGCCUUGUCCAGCCUCGGGGUGUCGUGGGUGCCCGCCGUGGGGCAGGAACAGAUUCUUGCAGUGUUGUGUAUAAGCCUGUGGCAGAAUAAGUAUCUGUAAAUACAUUUUUAAAGGUAGAUUUUGUUUCAAAAAUCUCAGUGAACAUCUCUCAUGUGUCCCACUAAGGGGGGUGUCGUUCAUGGCUCGGCUCGGCUCUGUGGCACAGGCCCUGCCGCCUGAGCUGCCGGGACAGUAGCUCCCGCAAGCAUAGGUCAGGAGGGGUCCUCCAGCCCCAAACGGGGCUCCCUUGGGGUACCCCUGUCCCCCCAACAGGGCGACUUCUCUCCAGCCAAGAAGCUGUGUUAGGACACCCCCGAGGGAGCAGACACGUCCUAAGAUGUUGGUUCUUACUGUGUUUUAUAAAAUAGAGUGUAGUUUACAAAAAAAAGUAAACCUUUUUUAAACGUUAUCGUGUUACUUGCAAAACUGUAAGUGAUGAAGAUGAUGUAUUUUUUUUUUCAUCUUUUUUUGUUAAAACCGAUUUGCAAUAAAAACGAUGCUGAUGGUC
Molecule: messenger RNA, 9399 nt
Organism: Choloepus didactylus (southern two-toed sloth)
Lineage: Eukaryota; Metazoa; Chordata; Mammalia; Pilosa; Megalonychidae
Gene: NOTCH1
Product: notch receptor 1
Exons: 34
Coding region: 224-7849 (2541 amino acids)
Biological process (GO): regulation of developmental process; Notch signaling pathway; multicellular organism development
Cellular component (GO): membrane
Molecular function (GO): signaling receptor activity; Notch binding; calcium ion binding
Source: RefSeq, a predicted model, not a curated record